Messenger RNA from Danio rerio (zebrafish), 775 nucleotides. Lineage: Eukaryota; Metazoa; Chordata; Actinopteri; Cypriniformes; Danionidae. The record is from RefSeq and is a predicted model, not a curated record.
UUGUAAUAAACACAAUUUCUGAAGUAGCUAUGAAAACAGGAAGUGCCAAGAAAAUGAUGGCCUACAAAAUGAAAGUGAUGAAAUGGACCCUCAGCAAGACGCAGUAAUGGAGAGACCUGAGGAAUGUGCAGAUGAACACAUGGAGGAUGAAGAUCAGUCUGUGGAAAUUAAGGACAAAACAACAGAAAGUGAAUCUCAAAUGGACACAAUUAGCCAUGGCUUGUGGACCAAGAGAGAAACUGAUGAAGAUGACAUGCAUGAAGGCGAUCAGGCAUCAGAGGAAGUGAAUGAACUGGAGGGGAAUGUGAAUGUUUCAUGUACUGCUGAGAUCAUGGUGGAAGCGUCAGAGGAAAAGGAGGAGGAUCAUUUGGACAUAAGCACAGCAGACGUUUAUGAGGACUUAGAGAGUGAUGGUGUCGUCUGUCCUCCUCCUUCACCUGCUAGAAUACAAGCCACACCAACUACACCAACCUUCUCUUUAAACAACAGUCCCAAUGUAUCACCUGGACGUCAGGAGAUCUCACACAGCAAGUCUCCAGCGUUCGUCUUCUCCAUGAACUCUGGUCCAGGCACUCCUGCGUUCUCGAAGCUGGGCUGUGAUUUCGAUGUGGGAUCAGCUGGAGAAGAGGCAUCUCCAUUUAACUUCACAAGCUCCUACUUCAACGACAAGAAGUCACCAGGAUCUGCACCCAAGUUCACAGGUUUUUACCACAAUCUGGUUCAAUUCCAUGUCAACAGCUCCAAUAGAAAUACUAUUCCCGUGGAAAAAACAUGA